Molecule: messenger RNA, 1343 nt
Organism: Zea mays
Lineage: Eukaryota; Viridiplantae; Streptophyta; Magnoliopsida; Poales; Poaceae
Exons: 1
Coding region: 431-925 (164 amino acids)
Source: RefSeq, marked predicted
CCUGCUGCCGUCUUCUUCCGCCGCCGCCGCCGUCGUCUUCGUCCGUAGGUAGCCUCCUCUCUCCUGUCCUCGCUUGAUCUUAUCUACUAGUAGUACUCCUGAUGAGACGCUAAGAAAUCUCGCUUAUAUUAUGUUAACCCUGAAACCGAAAGUGAGUCUUGUGCAACUGUAAAAACUGGGACGUCACUGAACGAACGAUAGCCUGGGUUCGUUCGGUCGUAGUGGAGGAUACAGCAACAUCCUCUUAAGUUGAAUUUACGAACGCAGUUAAUUUGUUUCCCUGUGCCGUUCGCUGCGUUACGCACAAGGAUCUUUACUCCUGGAUUUCAAUUUAUUUAUUUUCCCCCCGCAUUUAAGUAUUGCGGCUUGCCUUGCCUUGCCUUCUGGAUGUCGCGUUGCGCCGCUGGCUGAUGAUGGCCUAUGUCCUGGCAUGUGCAGCAGAUCAGAGAGCGGGGAGGAAGAAAAAGCGAUCGAUGGCGUCCAACUACGUGGACACGACGGGCGAGGAGGGACGGUUCCACGGCCCUCACAGCCACAGCACCAGCACGACCCCGACGGGCGGCGCGGCGGCGGCGGCGGCAUCGCCGCGCAACUUCCGGCGCAGCUUCUCCUCCGCGUCCUCCGCGGGCCACAGCCACGGCGGCGGCGGCGGCGGGGCCAAGUGCGUGUGCGCGCCCGCGACCCACGCCGGGUCGUUCAAGUGCCGGCUCCACCGCACCAACUCCCAGGGCCACGGCCACGGCCACCCGCACCCGUCCCCGCCGGCCUCCCCCGCCGCGCCGGCGCAGGGCGUCUCGUCUUCCGCUUCCUCCCGCACCGUCGAGGCCCUGUGAGUGUCCGAGGCCAAAGACGGGCGAGGCGUGGGGAAAGUGAGAAGAUGAUGGGAUAUACUUGUCGUGUCAGUCUGUCAGAAGGAAAGGAGUGAAGCUAUUAUUCCCUCUUGUUGUGAUCCGCGCUGUUUUGCCUCUUCCCCCCUACCCGUUUCCUCCCUUCGUGCUGGUUGUGGUUCUAAAUUCCUGAUUGCCGGCCGUCCCGCCUUCUUCCUUGCCAAGACGAGACUCUCCUCCUCCUGCCACUGCUACCGCUGCUCCUCUCAACUGGUGAACUGGAUCCUGAUUUGGGGAGAAGGUUAAACUGGAUGCCUUUCCAUGUAAUUAAUUGCCUCUCUUUACCAUUCUACGUGCUACUAGUAUUGAAGUAUCAUCACCCUUGUUGUGUCCUUCUGUCUGUGGUGUGAUGGUCAUGGACUCAUGGUCUGUGUUUCUUCGGUGAAGAGUUCGUACCCGUACAUAAAAGAUCUUCAAUCAGUGGCCGGUUUGGUACCUGUUUGGUUCAGCUUUUUU